AGUGCAUCUCCUAUAAAUGCCGUCGCCAUUCCUUUUCAUCUGUCUCCUCGACGUGAGCCUUCUGCCUUAUGCCUUCUUCCUGAGGACACACAUACAAUUGACAUCACUGAGUUCUUCCACACCAAAGAGACACAACAUCAGUUGCAACAACCCCUCAAUUCAUCUGUUCAUACGUCACUAUCCGAUAUUCCUACCACUACCAUCGAUUCUACAACCAAACAUUUGAAUAAGUCUUUCCUUGACAUGACUCAGUUCUUUUCUCAGGCCAACCUUUUAGCCAGUGUUCCAUUGUCAGGGCAAGCAAAUCUUCCCGAAGGUGCUCAUGUUAUCGACGACCCAUGGUCAGCUGCUGUGAAUGAGGUAAUUUGGCAGAAAACUGCUGCUGAGUUUGUCGUUGACUCUACCGACUGCUUUCUCAUCUCCGAGUCUGCAGCUUUGGUUCACCCGGGCCGUGUAUUGGACUUCGGUGAGUAG
Molecule: messenger RNA, 474 nt
Organism: Protopolystoma xenopodis
Lineage: Eukaryota; Metazoa; Platyhelminthes; Monogenea; Polystomatidea; Polystomatidae
Source: the annotation of a GenBank genome assembly